CAUAGCGUUUAGUUAUUCUUGAUAAUGGACAUACAUAUAAACCUAUCAUAAUUCAUAUUUCGUCGAUAAUGCGAUUACUUCUUCAAUGUCGGUAAUGCUGUGCAGCGCCGCUGGCUACAAAUUAAACGACUGCGACUCCAAACGGCGUUUAAAUUCGUCGACUUCAUAGUCUAGACUCGGGUGGAAAAAAAUGUUUUUGUUUGUUUAUUUUGUGUUAAUUUCGCUCAAAAUAGAAUAAUUAAUAAAUCUAAUGAUCAAAAUAAAACAUCAAAAUAAACUCGCGCUACACGAAGAUAAUGAAAACAACAAUGAAUUUAUAUAAGUAAGGCAAUAUACACGAAAGAAGAGUAAAACAACACCAACAAAUUAUAAAUGAAAUGUGUGUGAAAAAAGCGCAGUUUCUUGUUUGUCGUCUCUAUAUUUAACCAAACGUCAUCGUUGCCAGCAACAGAAGGGAGCUUCAUAAUCCAGUGGGCCAAUAGCAACAACAACAACACACAGCUAAUAAACUAUCAAAAAAAAGUUGGUACGUAGUGAUUAGCGGUCAGGCAAGUUGAUGCCCUCUUCGAAAUAGAUAAAUACAAGGAAGGAGUUUUUUUUUACACGCCGCAGCCAGUAGCCGUUGCGGCCACUGCCAAUCACUGUGCGUGUGAAAUGAGGGGCAAUCGUCAAAAUACCCCCGAUAUGGAUAUUGAAGAUGUGGAAUCGUCAUCACAGGACAUUGAUAUUCCCACAAAAGAGAAGUCAGCCAAGGAAGCGCUGCAGACGUAUCUAACACGAGCUAAACUAAAUCCGGCCAAAACAGAUAAUGAGAAGAGACGGCGCAAGGAUACAAUUCGUAAAAUUUAUUCCAUCUAUAGAAAAUGUGAAACAACGCAUACGGCUGAAGAACGUCGUCUGUUGGAAAAGCAUCCUGAAAUUGUCAAACAAGUCAAGAAGCGUAGAGAACGUGUAGAAAUUUACAAAGAACGUGUCAUAGAAAAAGAGGAUGACAUCGAAGUUAUUGAAGGCAAAAUUGAAGAGUUGGCCAGUAUUAUAUUGCAAGCCAAACAUUUGGUCUGUUAUACAGGUGCCGGCAUCAGUACUGCCGCCCUAAUACCCGACUACCGAGGCAGCAAAGGUAUUUGGACUCUUCUGAAAAAGGGUGAAGACAUCGGAGAACAUGAUUUAUCUGCAGCUAAUCCCACAUAUACUCAUAUGGCCCUAUAUGAACUGCACAGGCGAGGUAUCUUACGUUAUGUUGUUUCACAAAAUUGCGAUGGUUUGCACUUAAGAUCAGGUCUGCCGAAAUCUUCACUAUCCGAAAUUCAUGGAAACAUGUACGUUGAAGUGUGUAAACACUGUAAACCCAACUCUGUGUAUUGGAGACUUUUUGAUACCACCGAAAUGACUGCUCGUUACUGCCACAAAACGAAUCGUCUAUGCCACAAGUGUUCCGAGCCCUUAUGCGAUACAAUUGUGCAUUUUGGAGAGCGUGGUAAUUUAAGAUGGCCCCUCAAUUGGGCUGGCGCCUGUCAGCAUGCCGAAAAAGCCGAUGUUAUUCUAUGUUUAGGAUCAAGCUUAAAGGUGCUAAAGAAAUACACUUGGCUAUGGCAAAUGGAUAAACCUCCGCGGCAAAGGGCGAAAAUUUGUAUUGUCAAUUUGCAGUGGACGCCGAAAGAUAGCUUGGCCCAAGUGAAAAUAAAUGGCAAAUGUGAUCGUGUGAUGGAAUUGCUAAUGAAACAUUUGAAAAUACCUGUGCCAGUCUAUAGCAAGGAGAAGGAUCCGAUUUUUGCUCACGCCACACUGCUCAUGCCAGAAGAAUUGCACACACUCACUCAACCCUUGUUAAAACAAACAAAAGAUGACGAUGAAAAAGACGAGACUGGCACACAAUCUAGUUCAGCAACUACGGCAGCCGAAGAAACACAAGAUUCAGCAAUGAGUUGUGAUGAUAGUUCCGGAACGGGCACUGCGACCGAGUAUCGUAUUGGUAAGGGGCCACGUAUACGGACACCUCUGAAACAAAUGGGUUCAAGGAUAAAAACCAACUUAGAGUUGAAAAAUAAAGUUAAGCAAGAAUUAAAAGUAGACUCAACAGCAGAUUGUGUGAAAUCUGAGCCAAAAGCUGAGGAAGAAGGCAAGAAAUCAGACGCGUUGACGGCGAAGGCAACUGCAAACGAUUUCUCUGGCAUACUUCAAACAAAACAGUAUUCAUAUGAUUCCUCUUCGGUGGUGGGGACAAACGCCAUAAAAUCCGAAAGUACAACACAAUCCCAAAGUGAGUUAGCAAACUCUUCGUCAAAGCUAAUCAAACUAGAAGAUAUUGUGUCAAAAAUUGCAAUGAACAAUAAUACUCAAAUCAUUGCCACCACAAAAUCCAAUAUAAAGACUGAGGAAAAGCUGAAUGGUUUUGUGAAAACAGAACAUGAAACAACAACAACAAAUGGUCUUUGUAUGGAGCUAAGAGUUGAUACAAUGUCAAACACUAAAGCUACAUUGACAAGUCCUCCGUUAGUGCCCAAAAUUGAACCAGAUUUACUUAAUGGUUUAAGAAAUAAGGGGUUUUCAGUGGAAAUUAAAACCGAGAAUCAUCCUGGAAAGGGCUCAAAAACUAAUUCAUCUGCCUCGCAUACAACAGACCUUCACAGUCCAAAAAAAGAAAUAAAAAUUGAGUCACCUUUGAAACUGGAACCCAACAGUGAGGUGCUCGCUGAGAUAGCUGAACUUCAUAAGAGCGAACAAAUGUUAAUUAAACAAGCCACUGAAUUGACUAAUAGCACGGAGGAGUUCUUGGAAAAAUUGGGCAAUCAGAUGGGUAUAAAAAAUCCUACCUUUACAGAUGAGCCCAAAUUGGUUUUGGUCCAUACCGAUAAUGGUUUGAAUAAGUUAAAUAAUGGCCUUAAAAUCCACAAUACCUCGAAUCAAAUCGAAAAAAUUCCAGGCAAAAGCCUAGAGCCAACCACAACCACCACCACAGUAUCUCCGCAGAGCAAUUUUCCCUUGCACAUUUUAAAGAAAUUGCCUAAAUGUAUACAGGUGCAAUUCAAAACGGAUACAGGUUUAGAAUCACAGCCAUUUAAUGGUCUAAAAAACAGCGCCAACAAUAAAAUGGCAACAACGAUCAGUGUAAAAGAGCCCCCACCCUUGGCACCCAUACAAAAAUCACCUGUUCCAAAAUUGGUGCCGAAUCCUAGAAUAGUACAAGUGCAAAAUAUGACAGCAGCUUUAGAUGAAGAAACACUGUCGGCCGACGAAAAGCCACCCGAAGACGAAGAGGUCGAGGAACAUAUCGAAUCACAAAUGGAUAUUUUAAGAAAUAUGUCUUUAUCAUCACCCAAGAAACUGGGUACUGUCACCACCAGCACCACAUCAACACCUCAAAGAAGACCAUGUCUGAUACGUAAAUUACCAUUGUGGUAUGAUGUCCGUUAUGCCUAUUCUGGUCUUCAUAGCAUAGUAUUCCCACCGCCCGAUGAUCUCAAUAUUUGGGAUUUCCAAGUUGUGCCCAAUUUCGCCAUGAAUCGUUCAGCGGCGCGUUGUGAUUUCUGUUUUGACCAAUAUGCCGAAUUCGAAUGUCAAUUUUAUAAGAAAUUCCAUCUGAACGAACGUAAGCAUAAAAAGAGAGCACGUAAUGGUCGUUUUGUGCUCUGUGAUUGCUGUUCGUACACCGACGAAUAUGAUGAGGACGAUUACGAUGAGAAUAUAUCACUGGCCCACAUUGCGGCGGCCGAAACAGCCAAACGACAAUUGCAUUUGAAUAAUACAUUUCCACGUAAACUGGCACGUACACAAGCCGGUUGGUACGGCAAAGGUUACAAAAAGAAUCGGAGAAGAAAGUAGUCUACAUACAUAUAUGCGUACAAUAGAGAAAGUAAUCAAUAGGAUAAGAAACAUUUUGGCAGGCAAUACAGUCACUCUCUGAUAUGAUACAGAAAGAGAUUCGAAAUAAAAAGUAAACAAUGCCAGAUUUAGGCUUCCAUCAUUGCGAUUCUUUUGUAAUACUGAUACAUAGUUUAGCAUGUAAGUUUAGUUUUUUUUUGUUCACCUGUAAAGACUUGUAUGUUUUAGUUUCUGUUCUUUGUAUAUAAAUCGGGGAUAUAUUUUAUGCGUGUUCUAUUUAUUACUUACUUUGUAAUAUUUCUUGGGUCCUCAGUAUCUUAAGUAUUUAUAUAGACAUCCAUAUAUAUAUAUAUAUAUAU
Messenger RNA from Musca domestica (house fly), 4181 nucleotides. Its product is annotated as NAD-dependent protein deacetylase Sirt7-like. Gene Ontology annotation, molecular function: NAD+ binding. NCBI's taxonomy places the organism in Eukaryota, Metazoa, Arthropoda, Insecta, Diptera, Muscidae. The transcript is spliced from 2 exons. Bases 655 to 3822 code for a protein of 1055 amino acids. The record is from RefSeq and is a predicted model, not a curated record.